AUGUCGCCGCCAGGCCAUAAGCAGUCGACACGCGGCCGCGUCCGCCAGGUCCUGCCUAAGCUAUACCUCGGAAAGUGGCCUACGGGACCCCUAAACUCCAUCACCGACGUGCCGGGCGUCCUGGCACACACCCAGUCGGUGCAGCCUGAUGGCGACAGCCAAGUCAACACGGGCGUCACCACUAUCCUGCCGAGAAAGGAUUGGUUCAAGUACUCGAGCUUCGCCGGCGUCUUCCGCUUCAACGGCUGCGGCGAGAUGACGGGCGCCCACUGGAUCAACGAGACGGGCGUCCUCUGCUCGCCCAUUAUCAUCACCGCCACCUCGUCCGUAGGCGAGGGCUACCGCGGCGUCACCGAGUACUUUUACGACCAUCAUCGCAAUCAGGACGGCGACGUCGACCUCUUCAUGUUCCCCCUCGUCGCCGAGACCUACGAUGGCUUCCUCAGCGACCCGGGUCGCUUUGCCAUCACCCCCCAGCACGUCAUGGAAGGUAUCGACAAGGCCUCGGCCGACGCCGUGCCCGAGGGCAACACCGGCGGCGGCACCGGCAUGAUCUGCCACCGCUGGAAGGGAGGUACUGGCUCCAGCAGCCGCAGGAUCCAGGGCUACGAUGUAGAUGGCAGAGAGGUCACUUACACCAUCGGCGCCCUCGUCCAGGCCAACUACGGAACCAAGGACAACCUCCGCGUCGGCGGCAUCCCCGUCGGACAGAUCCUCGAGCAACAGCAAGGCCCCGAGGCCAACGGCACGGCCCGAGAGCCUCGCAAAGACGGCAGCAUCAUCAUCGUCCUCGCCACCGACGCGCCCCUCCUGCCCAUCCAGCUCCAGAGACUGGCCACGCGAGCGACGGUCGGCUUGGCCAAGGUGGGAGGCUACGGGCACAACAACUCGGGCGACAUCUUCCUCGCCUUCUCCACGGGCAACAAGGUGCCCUUCCAGAUCAUGUCGCCGGCCACGCCCGGGUCCAACGUCAACCCCGACUAUCCCCAGGCCCGGGCCGUGCAGAUGACCGACAACGACACCAUCAACCGCCUGUUCGAGGCCUCGGCUGAUGCUGUGGAGGAAUCCAUCUACAAUGCCAUGUUCAUGGCCGAGACCAUGACGGGCUUCAAGGGCAGGACUGUCGAGGCGCUGGAUCUGGACAAAGUCAAGGAGAUUGUCGAGAAGCGGCUGUGA
Messenger RNA from Hirsutella rhossiliensis, 1176 nucleotides. RefSeq names its product peptidase family s58 domain-containing protein. Gene Ontology annotation, molecular function: aminopeptidase activity. The record is from RefSeq and is a predicted model, not a curated record. Bases 1 to 1176 code for a protein of 391 amino acids. Lineage: Eukaryota; Fungi; Ascomycota; Sordariomycetes; Hypocreales; Ophiocordycipitaceae. The transcript has a single exon.